UUAUUUAUUUAUUUUUCAAAGGACGAGAGUGGAAACCGCGCCACAUUUUCUUUUGUUGUCAUACGUUGCUGAGUUAAUUGAUAAAAAUAGCAGGAUUUGGGAGAGAACAACGUUUGCAGGGAUAGAAGGGGUCGAGACUAAAUUUUGGAUAAGGGUCGAAGGGUUGCAAGAAAAAUUUUCUUUUUUUUUUGAAUAAUUUUUUUUGGAGCAAAAAGAAAAUUUUGUGAGAUUUUUCUUCCUUGUUUCGAGUUUUUUUGGAUAUUGGGUUCCCUUCACUUUUCCUCUUCUUUUUGGGAGAAGAGGAAAUUUGUCGAUGAAUGCGAUGGAAGAUGCCACCAAAAGUGCCGUGUCUCAUGCAAAACAUGCUCUCCUUACAACUAUAAAGGACAUCCCCAAAUUUUCAGGAAAACUUGACAUCACAAAAUUUUCUGGAAAACCUCCUAAAAUCAGAGGUUUAUUGAUUUUCCCCCUCCGGGAGAAGGGCAAAGAUCAUGUAGUAGUACCGAUAUUGCCUUCCUCUGUUUCUGCCCAAGACUUGAGAUCUCUUGAAGAUGUCGAGAAGGAAACGGUAGGUUCAAUCGAGGAAGCCUCUAGUAGAGGAAGUACCAUUGAAGAUAACACGAGAAGUACUUCAGAUUCAGAGACAUGCUCUCCAAAGGAAAGCACUUCGUCGUUGGACGUAAAUUCACAUAGUAACAAUAACGGCGCCUCUUUAUGGAGGAGUUUCUUCCGGUUGUGGAGGCAGAAAUCGAUGAGGAGGUUGUCUAGUUUUCCUCCAAGGAUCGGAGUAGCGAGAUUGUCGAAGUGGAAGAGUGGUAAAUUGAAUCACGGCGAAGGACCUAUUGGAAGUUCUGACAAUGAUUUUUGCUUCUUUAAGCCUUCUUGGAAAAGUUUCACUACUUCAGAGCUCAAGAAUGCCACCAAUAAUUUCAGUGAUGAGAAUCUCAUAGGGAGGGGAGGUUUUGCUGAGGUUUAUGAAGGAUGCUUAGAAGAUGGACAGUUUGUAGCAGUGAAGAGGUUGGUUAAAGGACCACUAGAAGAAAGAACUAACAAUUUUCUAGCUGAACUAGGGAUACUUGUUCAUAUAAAUCAUCCAAAUAUCGCCAAAUUGAUCGGAGUUGGAGUCGAAGAAGACUUGCAUUUAGUUCUUCGUCUCUCCCCUCAUGGGAGCUUAUCAUCUCUUCUUCAUGGUUCUAAGGGAAAAUUAGAGUGGGAUGUUAGGUACAAGAUUGCUAUAGGGACUGCAGAGGGCCUCGAGUACCUACAUGAUAGAUGUCAGAGGAGAAUCAUUCAUCGAGAUAUCAAAGCUGCGAAUAUUUUGCUCACUGAAGACUUUGAACCUCAGAUUUGUGAUUUUGGCCUGGCAAAGUGGCUUCCUGAUCAAUUGACUCAUCAUACACUAUCAAGUUUCGAAGGCACAUUUGGUUAUCUUGCUCCUGAGUAUCUCACACAUGGAGUUGUCGAUGAGAAAACAGAUGUUUUUGCUUUCGGUGUUCUGCUGUUGGAGCUCAUCAGUGGUCGUAAAGCAUUAGAUUCUUCACAGCAAAGUUUAGUGAUGUGGGCAAAGCCACUAAUUGAAAGGAAUGAGAUUAAAGAGCUUGUAGAUCCUGCGCUUGCUGAAUCUUAUGACUACGAGCAACUGAAACAACUGGUAGCGGCAGCUUGUUUGUGUAUUCAGCAUUCAUCAAUGCUUCGUCCUAGAAUUAGCGAGGUAAUUUUUACGAAGACCACAUUAAGACUGGUCGAAGUUUGA
This is a messenger RNA of Asparagus officinalis (garden asparagus), 1753 nucleotides long. Its product is annotated as receptor-like cytosolic serine/threonine-protein kinase RBK2. The transcript has 9 exons. Gene Ontology annotation, biological process: protein phosphorylation. The record is from RefSeq and is a predicted model, not a curated record. Gene Ontology annotation, molecular function: protein kinase activity; ATP binding. NCBI's taxonomy places the organism in Eukaryota, Viridiplantae, Streptophyta, Magnoliopsida, Asparagales, Asparagaceae. The coding region runs from base 314 to 1753 and encodes 479 amino acids.